AUGAGCAAAUCAUUGGCGGCGUUUCUCGACCGCCGUAAAAAGAGUACGGUAAAGGCUGCGGCCCUGUUGCAGCAGACGGAGGAAGCUGCCGCUUUGAAGCAAAAGGCUUUGGACGGUGCUGAUGAUGCGGUAACCGAGGUACAAUCUGAACACGACGAUGAGUGGAAGGUGUCUGACGAUGAAGACGUGAAGGCGUUUAAGAAUCAGACGACCUUCUCUGGUAGUCUAUUGAAGUCCGUGCGCACUGUUGCGGGAGAGGGUCUUGAGGACCGUGGACCCCGACAAGAGGCCAAACCAGCUCAACAUGUGUGGAAAACCAUUAAUGAACCACUUGAGAAGAAAGAGCCACCUAAAGAGGAAGCACCGAAAGUAUGGGUCCCCAAGUACAAGUCCGGUGGCCUCGGAGGUGGUCUUCUGAGCAAGAACGACGUGGACCUUGCCGAGGCUGUAAGAGUUGCUGAAGCUAAGGCGGAGCAUCAUCAUGCGAGAAAGACUAAGACGUUGAAGAAGAAGGCGGCGUCAUCGCGCCCUGAUGCGGAUCCUGACAUUACGAGCUUUGUGAAAAUCAAGUUCAACGUUUUCUCCGUAAUGCCCGAAUCUUACCGCAGCUUCAAGUCUCCACAUCCGAACACUUCGCUGAAUGUGGACAGUGUCAAGGCGAAGUACAUCGCACGCACCUCUUCUACAUAG
Babesia sp. Xinjiang is the source of this 690-nucleotide messenger RNA. RefSeq lists its product as uncharacterized. The coding region runs from base 1 to 690 and encodes 229 amino acids. NCBI's taxonomy places the organism in Eukaryota, Apicomplexa, Aconoidasida, Piroplasmida, Babesiidae. The transcript has a single exon. The record is from RefSeq and is a predicted model, not a curated record.